GGCGGCGGCGGCGCCCUUGCCGGGGGACGCCCCGCGCCCGGCCGGCCGGUGACUGGGCGCGGCUCUGCCCGGGGAGCGCCCGCGCCGUGCGCUGCGCGGGGCUGCGCGGGGCCCGCGGGCGGGCUGGCGGGGAGAUGCUGCCCUGGCGGCGGGAGCGGUUCGAGCUGCGGGCGGAGGAGCCGCGGCAGCCCAGCAAGCCCAAGGGCUAUGCGGUGAGGCUGCGCUGCUCCGCGCUGGGCUCGCUGGCCCGCGCCUGCCCCGAGGGCGCGCUGCACCGCGUGGGCAGCAUGUUCCGCUCCAAGCGGCGCAAGUUCCGCGUGAGCAGCGAGGACCCCACGUACACGGUGCUGUACCUGGGCAACGCGGCCACGCUGCAGGCCAAGGGCGAGGGCUGCACCGACCUGGCCGUGGGCAAGAUCUGGGCCAAGAGCGAGGCCGGCCGGCAGGGCGCCAAGAUGAAGCUGACCAUCGGCGCGCAGGGCAUCCGCAUGGCGCACGCCGAGGAGCGGGCCCCGCGCCGGCCGGGCCACCUCUACCUGCUGCACCGCGUCACCUACUGCGUGGCCGACCCGCGCCUGCCCCGCGUCUUCGCCUGGAUCUACCGGCACGAGCUGAAGCACAAGGCGGUCACGCUGCGCUGCCAUGCCGUGCUGGUCUCCCGGCCCGAGAAGGCCCGGGCCAUGGCGCUGCUGCUCUACCAGACCUCGGCGGCCGCGCUGGCCGAGUUCCGCCGGCUGAAGAAGCGCGACGACGCGCGGCACCAGCAGCAGCUGCUGGCCGGGGAGCGGAGCCUCCCGCCGGUGCCCCCGCGCAAGCUGCCGCGCGGGCCGAGCUGCUACAAGCCGCCGGCGGAGCGCGGCCGCAGCGCGCCCAAGCUGGGCUCCAUCACCGAGGACCUGCUGGGCGAGGCGCAGGAGGAGCGCGCCGGGCACUUCGAGUGCGAGGACGUGCUGGAGGCGCCCGGCUGCGCCCCGCUGCUGCUGCGGGCCGGCCCCGGCCGCCCGGGGGGCCCGGAGCUGAGCCAGCUCAUCAGCGACCUGGGCGAGCUCAGCAUCGGCAACGACCUGCGGGCGCUGCGGGCCGACCUGCGCGUCACCCGGCUGCUGUCCGGGGAGAGCACGGGCAGCGAGUCCUCCAUCGAGAGCAGCGGCCAGGAGGGCGGCGGCGGCGGCGGCCAGGAGGGCGGCGGCGGCGGCGGCCAGGAGGCGGGCGGCGGCGGCCAGGAGCCCGAGACCGGCUGAGCCCCCCGGCCGGAGGGCGCCGCCUGCGCCCGUCUCCGCGCGGCGCUCGGCAGCGCCUAGCUGGGCUCUGGCUGAGGUUUGUUUUCCCCGGGAAGCCGCCAGCGGACGCGCCGGGCUCCCGGCCCUUCCCCGUGCACCGGUGCUGCCGGGCUGGGGGACGGAGGGGCUGGCGGGGCCGGUGGGGCUGCACGGAACGCUGCGGGGCCCCAGGAGAAGAGGGGCGCAAAGGGCAGACUUUGCACAGGACGGAAAGCCCAGGGGAGAUACGUGCAAUGCUUUACACAGUCCGGUGCGCUCGCAAGAUGAGAUUCCCUGGGUGUCUGUCCCUGGGCAGGUGGCGGGCUCGCUUGGCCCCCCGUUCCAGUUCCCCAGGGAUCGUGUCACAGGAGCAGCGUCUCGGUUUCAUUGGCAGUUUCCACCUCUCGUUAAAAAAUAUUUUUUCGUUUUCAAGUAGGACAGGAGCAGUUUGGCUGUCUUGGUGCAUGAGCUUUGGGUUGUUGACCAGAGACCCCUAAAGAUCGGCCAAAUUCUCCAAAUCGCUGUCUUGAGGGAGAAAUGUUGCAUUUUGUUUACAAUGAAACAUUUAAUAUCUGAGAGGGAGUUUUCUUCCUUUUUAUAUAUUUUAAAAAAAAAUGUCCAUUCCAUGCUGUUGUGUAAGAGAUUUUUGCACUGUGGUGAAAUUUUUUUAGCCUCUUUUUUUUGUACCCGAUCCCAUGUUCUCCUGUCUCAGUGUUCGAUAUCUUUUGCUAUGCAAAAGAAAAAUGUAAGUGUGGAUGUUCACUUGUACAUAUGGAAAAAAUGUACAUGGAAUACAUGGAAUACAUUUUGUUAUUUUUAAGGACACCACCGUUUCCGUUUGCACACCAGUGGAGAUAAUAAAGAUGACAAUAAUUUAACAGAA
Molecule: messenger RNA, 2142 nt
Organism: Caretta caretta (loggerhead turtle)
Lineage: Eukaryota; Metazoa; Chordata; Testudines; Cheloniidae
Gene: FAM43A
Product: family with sequence similarity 43 member A
Source: RefSeq, a predicted model, not a curated record